Molecule: messenger RNA, 2709 nt
Organism: Closterium sp. NIES-65
Lineage: Eukaryota; Viridiplantae; Streptophyta; Zygnematophyceae; Desmidiales; Closteriaceae
Source: the annotation of a GenBank genome assembly
AUGGAUGAUGUCGGCGUUGCACCUGACCAGACGACCAUGCUUGAAAAACCAAGCAUGGGUUCGGGUGUGAGAGCAGGUCAAGGGGAAGCAAGGGGGGUAGCAGAGGGGGUAGUAGUAGGAGGGGGAGGCUUACCAGCAGCUAGGGGUGAUGUGCAAGGGGGGGUUGGGACAGACAUCCUAGCCUCCCGACUCCGCCACCAUCCACCCGGCCUCACCCUCUCCUCACAUCCCCCAACUUCCUCCAUUUCCCCACCUUCUCACGCCCCCUCCACUCAAAACCCACCCCUCACCACCGCUCUCCACCUCCGCCCAAACCUUCAAUUCGACUUCUCCAUCUUCGCAGAGUCAUCCCUCCGUUGCGUGGGCGUCCCCUCACAGUCCAGCAGGGAGGAGGAGAGGGAGCGGCGCCUGCGGCAACACGUGUUGGCGCUAGCAGAGGCGCACGCAGUGGGGGACUGGGCGCUGGUGCGGAGGUGGGGGAAGAAGGUGCGGGGGGAGGCGAGUGCGGAGGGGGAUGUGGUGCAGCGCGUGGCAUGGUACAUGCUGCAGGCUCUGGAGGCGAGGGCGGAUGGCACUGCUGUUGUCAAGUGGCGAGCACCUAUUGAGUUCCAAGUGAAGGUGAGAAGGUGGGGUGUUGGUUGGGGAGGGUGGCAGCGCAUGGCAUGGUACAUGCUGCAGGCUCUGAAGGCGAGGGCGGACGGCACUGCUGCUGUCAAGUGGCGAGCACCCAUCGAGUUCCAAGUCAAGCCCUUUGUUUCUUACGCUCUCAGCCUCCCAUCAUCUUCCCCUUUCUCCCACGCACAGUCUGUGCCAGAUGCGGUGGCUGCAGUGGGCUAUCCGGACAGGACUACUGACCAACAUUGCAAGCACCUCAAAACACCUCCCUCUAUCCCUUUUUCCUCUCUUACACAGAGCGCAAUAGAUGUGAUGGCAGCAAUGGGGCGCUCGUACGAGACCAGUAUCUCUGCAGAAGAUAUGAUGGCAGCAGUGGGCCACUCCCAUGAGACCAGCAUCGUGUGGAUCAACUUUGCCUUUGCUGCUCUCCUCCAUGAGGUGCCUCUGCAGCUCGACUCUGCCCUCGACGCCUCCACCUUCGGCCACCAGUUCUUCGGGCAGCUCGCAAAAGUUUUGGGGCUGCCCUUGACGUUUGAGAUGGUGGAUGUGCCUCUGGAGUCGCUGCAUCCAGGCAUGGUGAAGGUUCAUCCGGGGGAGGAGGUGGUGGUGGUCUCCCUCUGGACGCUCAUGCUCUUUCCAGAUGACUCGGUUCUCCGGCACAACCCACGAGAUGCCGUGCUCAAGUGGAUCCAAGCCCUCAAGCCCCGCCUUGUCCUCCUAGCAGAGGUCGACGCGGCCCUCAAUGGCCCCUUCUUCCUCGCCCGCGUCCGCGAAAUCUUCCGCACCAUGCUUGCUUUCAUCUCAGCCGUCCAUGCCACCAUGCCCGAUUCCGCGAUCUCGCCCGUCCGUUUCAUCUGGGAGGGGCUGAUGUUCCGCGAGCUCAUCAACUGCGUCGGAUGCGAGGGGAUCCAACGGCUGAUACGCGCCGAGAGGCUGGAGCAGUGGGAGGAGCGGAUGGGGAGGUUAGGGUUUGAGGAGGUGGGGCUGGGGAGGGAAGCAUUGGCUGCUAUGAGGGAGACUACGGAGGGAAGGGAUGGGAGAUUUGAAGUGGUGUCGGUGGGGGGUGCAGCGAGGCUCAUGUGGAAAGGACAGCCGGUGCUGGCUGCAGAGCAGAGCGCACAAGGGCGCGGGCAGCAGCAGGGCGCACGAGGGCGCGGGCAGCAGCAGAGCGCACGAGGGCGCAGGCAGAGCAGAGCGCACAAGGGCGCGGGCAGCAGCAGGGCGCACGAGGGCGCGGGCAGCAGCAGAGCGCACGAGGGCGCAGGCAGAGCAGAGCGCACAAGGGCGCGGGCAGGAGCAGGGCGCACGAGGGCGCGGGCAGCAGCAGAGCGCACGAGGGCGCAGGCAGAGCAGAGCGCACAAGGGCGCGGGCAGCAGCAGGGCGCACGAGGGCGCGGGCAGCAGCAGACGGCAACGGGCGGCACAGGCACGGGCAGCAACGGGCGGCAACAGGCAGCACAGGCAUGGGCAGCAACGGGCGGCAACAGGCAGCACAGGCACGGGCAGCAACGGGCAGCACAGGCACGGGGAGCAACGGGCGGCAACGGGCAGCACAGGCAUGGGCAGCAACAGGCAGCACAGGCACAGGCAGCAACAGGCAGCAACGGGCAGCACAGGCACGGGCAGCAACAGGCAGCAACGGGCAGCACAAGCACGGGCAGCAACGGGCAGCAACGGGCAGCACGGGCACGGGCAGCAACAGGCAGCAACAAGCAGCACAGGCACGGGCAGCAACGGGCGGCAACGGGCAGCACAGGCACGGGCAGCAACGGGCGGCAACAGGCAGCACAGGCACGGGCAGCAACAGGCAGCAACAGGCAGCACAAGCACAGGCAGCAACAGGCAGCAGCGGGCAGCACACGCACGGGCAGCAACGGGCGGCAACGGGCAGCACCGGCACGGGCAGCAACGGGCGGCAACGGGCAGCACAGGCACGGGCAGCAACGGGCGGCAACAGGCAGCACAGGCACGGGCAGCAACGGACAGCACAGGCACGGGCAGCAACGGGCAGCAACGGGCAGCACAGGCACGGGCAGCAACGGACAGCAACGGGCAGCACGGGCACGGGCAGCAACAGGCAACAACAAGCAGUAG